Sander lucioperca (pikeperch) is the source of this 2993-nucleotide messenger RNA. RefSeq lists its product as uncharacterized. Bases 65 to 1819 code for a protein of 584 amino acids. The record is from RefSeq and is a predicted model, not a curated record. NCBI's taxonomy places the organism in Eukaryota, Metazoa, Chordata, Actinopteri, Perciformes, Percidae. The transcript is spliced from 9 exons.
GCUCGAUGUUUCCUCUUUCCUCUGUAAUAAAGGAGAUAACGGUGGAUCUCCUCUCUCAGCUCUAAUGGCUCCAUUUCUGUUCCUGUUGUUAUUUCUCUCUGAAGCAGCUUCUGACCAGAUUGAGGUACCAGUGAAUCCUGGAGAUGAUGUCACUCUGUCAUGUCAGGCUGCUGGUUCCUCCAUCAGUGUUGUAAAGUGGAGCAGACCUGACCUGGAGCCAGAUAUCGUCUUCUUCUACAUCGAUGGACGCUUGGAUCCAGACAACCAGAAUCCAUCCUUUAAGGACAGGGUGGAGCUGGUGGACAGAGAUCUGAAGGACGGAGACGUGUCUUUAAAGCUGAAGAAUGUGAACAGACACGACACUGGGACAUACACGUGUGGAGUUAAAACUGGUGAUACUGACCCAAUCAGAACUAUCACAACUAUCAGAACUAUCAGAACCGUCCGUCUGCAGGUUCCAGAGCGAGGUUCUGAGGAUAGAAACUCCUCUCCUGGAGGCCGAGACGGUGGACUGGUAGCAGGUGUUCUGGUUGUUCUGGUUCUUGUAGCUGCUGCAGUGGGUGGUGUCCUGAUGUAUAGAAGACGUCAGAAGAAGAGACCAGGACCACCUGCUGCAUCACCCGACCUGACUGUAACAGUGGAUCCUGGAGAUGAUGUCAUUCUACCAUGUCAGGCUGCUGUUGUAAAGUGGACCAGACCUGACCUGGAGCCAGAUAUCGUCUUCUUCUACAUCGAUGGACGCUUGGAGACAGACGUCCAGCAUCCAUCCUUUAAGGACAGGGUGGAGCUGGUGGACAGAGAGCUGAAGGACGGAGACGCGUCUUUAAAGCUGAAGAAUGUGAGCAGACACGACACUGGGACAUACACGUGUGGAGUUAAAACCGAUGAUACUGACCUAAUCACAACUAUCAGAACUAUCAGAACCGUCCAUCUGCAGGUUCCAGAGCGAGGUUCUGAGGAUAGAAACUCCUCUCCUGGAGGCCGAGACGGUGGACUGGCUGCAGGUGUUCUGGUUGUUCUGGUUCUUGUAGCUGCUGCAGUGGGUGGUGUCCUGAUGUAUAGAAGACGUCAGAAGAAGAGACCAGGACAGUCUGCUGCAUCACCCGACCUGACUGUAACAGUGUAUCCUGGAGAUGAUGUCAUUCUACCAUGUCAGGCUGCUGGUUCCUCCAUCAGAACUCUAAAGUGGAGCAGAGAGGACCUGGAUCCAGAGACCGUCCUCUUAUACAGAGAUGGAGACUUGGAACUAGACCACCAGCAUCCAGACUUUAAGGACAGGGUGGAGCUGGUGGACAGAGAUCUGAAGGACGGAGACGCGUCUUUAAUUCUGAAGAAUGUGAGCAUCAACGACACUGGAACAUACGAGUGUCGAGUCAAAACUGAUGAUACUGACCUAAUCAGAACCAUCAGAAUCAUCUGUCUGCUGGUUCCAGGUCCAGACCUACCUGUGGUAACAGUGGAUCCUGGAGAUGAUGUCAUUCUGCCAUGUCAGGCUGCUGGUUCCUCCAUCAGAGCUGUAAAGUGGACCAAACGUGACCUGAAGCCAACAGAUAACGUCCUCUUAUACAGAGAUGGACACUUGAAAACAGAUGAACAGCAUCCAUCCUUUAAGGACAGGGUGGAGCUGGUGGACAGAGAUCUGGAGGACGGAGACGUGUCUUUAAAGCUGAUGAAUGUGAACAGACACGAUGCUGGAAUAUACGAGUGUCAAGUUGCAUCAGGUGACUCAUUCAGAUUCAUCAGAAUCCUCCGUCUGCAGGUUACACAUCCAGUUCCAGUGAUAGAAACUCCUCUCCUGGAGGUCUCCUCCAUGGACUGACAGCAGCUGUUCUGGUUCUUGUAGCUGCUGCAGUGGUUGGUGUCCUGAUAUAUAAAAGAUGUCAGAAGAAGAGAUCAGGACAACCUGCUGAUGAUGAUGAUGAUGAUGAUGAUGAAGCAUUUUUCCGCCAUGAAUCUUGACUUUACCGUGGUGUGUGGGGGGGGGGUCUGUGUAUCUGAGUCUGAGAUCCUCUAGGGUCUCCAUGAUGAGAUGGUCCAGAGGAGGGUCAGACUGAGAGAUUAGAUUCAUAUUAACUUUAUCUUUAGAGAACUAGAACAUUUACUCGAGUAAAAGUUGCUUCAAAGAAAAACUAAUUUUACUUAACUCAAAGUACUUUUACUUUAAAUACAUUUUCCUCAAAGUAAAACAAAAUAACUCCAUAUUCAAACAUGUUCAGAUAAAAGUCAAAUGUAGGUCAGUUAUAAUGUUGUUUAAGAUCAGAGUGAUGUUUGACUGAAGAACACAGAGAUGUUCAGACAAUAUCAACUCAGCAGUAGUACACAGAAAUACUUUGCUCCACUAAACUGAAUGUAACAAUAAUCUACUCAACUCUGAGCUGUAUCUCUGCAAGCUUUUAACAGGAAAUGAUGUUUGUUUAGUUGUAAAUAUCAGCAGACGGAGCCCCCCCCAAAUAUCUUCUAAUCAGGUGUAGAGAGAUCUUCAUCAUGUCUUCUGUUUGGUGUUUUGGUAAUAAUACAUUUAUAUGGAGGGAAUUUAAAUGAUUGUUUUCUGCUCGGACAUAUAAAGGCUCGUGUUGCUAAGUGUUAUAUUUCCAGCUGAUGAUUUAAUAUCAACUAACAUUGAACAGUUUAAACUGAGGAGUUGAUGACAUUGUGAAUAUUGUUGUUAUUGUAAUUAUAAAAUCAUCUGAUGAUCAGAAUAUCUCAGGGGGACAUAGAGGACCAGUCUGUCUCUAAAUAAGACCUUCAACUGGAUUAUUAUCUAUGAAAUAGAUUAACAUGAUGUUUCUAAAGGAAAUGUUAUGAAAUGUGAACUAUACCAAAGUGAUGAUCUUUGAAAUCAGUUGAUAAAUAUUUAAUAUGAAUGAAUGGAUGAAAUAAUAAUGAUCAGAGACAUGAUGGAAGUUAAUAACUCAGUUUUAAUAUUCAGAUACAUUAAUGCACUUUAAACUGUUUUACUCUUAUCUUAUUUUAAUAAAUACUUUAUUUUGCUA